This is a messenger RNA of Drosophila mojavensis, 1333 nucleotides long. RefSeq names its product ubiquitin-conjugating enzyme E2-24 kDa. Gene Ontology annotation, cellular component: nucleus. Bases 150 to 1298 code for a protein of 382 amino acids. The transcript is spliced from 2 exons. Gene Ontology annotation, molecular function: ubiquitin conjugating enzyme activity. The record is from RefSeq and is a predicted model, not a curated record. NCBI's taxonomy places the organism in Eukaryota, Metazoa, Arthropoda, Insecta, Diptera, Drosophilidae. Gene Ontology annotation, biological process: protein polyubiquitination.
ACAUUACAAAUCUAUCGUCGGGCUGUCAAGCAGGCAGGUUGUGUUUUGAGGGAUUUAGUUUCAGAUUGAAACUCCAGAAAUCGAGAGCGAGUGAGCGAGAGACAGAUAGAGUGACAAAUAGAAGAAGAGAAGCCGCGUAGCCCGAUAGCAUGUCGAACCUGUCCUGUAAAGCCCAAGGCAGCACGUCCGAAACGAAGAGCGUGCAGGAGUCGUCGUCCCCGAUGGCAGCGAAGGCGCUCCCUGCUGGCGAGGAGCCGACUCGCGAUGAGAACGCGCCCAGCACCAGCCAGGGACGCCAGCACCGCUGCAGCCACCACAGCAGCAGCGCCGGCAGCAGCAGCAGCCGCCACAGCGAGCAGCUGCUUCAGGCAGGAGCUGCCAGCAGCAGCAGCGGUAGCAGCAACGACAACGACAACUACAACGACAACAUCAACGACGCUAGCCACAGCCGCAGCCACAGCCACAGCCGAGUUGGCUCGGCCACGCCCAUGACCCAGCUGAACGGUCCGGUGAUGCGCAUCAAGCGGGAGCUGAACGAGAUCAUGCAGAAUCCGCCGCCCAAUUGCAGCGCCGAGAUGUACAAGGAGGAUCUGUUCCACUGGAAGGCGAUCAUCAUGGGGCCCAGCGGCACGGCGUACGAGGGCGGCAUCUUCAAGCUAGACAUACGCUUUCCGGGCGCGUAUCCCUUCCGUCCGCCACAGAUCCGUUUCAUAACGCGCAUCUAUCACUGCAACGUGGACAGUCGCGGCGUCAUCUGUCUGGAUGUGCUGAACGAGCGCUGGUCGCCGGUGAUGAACAUUGCCAAGGUGCUGCUGUCCAUUUGGGUGCUGAUUGGCGAGUGCAAUCCGAAUGAUCCACUAGUCAUGGGCAUUGCCGACCAGUACAAAUGCAAUCGCAAGGAGCACGACAAGGUGGCGCGCUACUGGACGAAGCGCUUCGCCAUGCCCAAGCCCAAGGCCAGCUCCAAGGCCGAGCAGGAGCUAAUGCAGUCGAACGCACAGGAGCCGGACAAGUCGGAUCAAGUGUCGAGUCAGGCGUCUGCUCAGAUGUCGGAUGAGGCGUCGGCUCAGGUGUCGGCUCAGGCGUUGGAGCAAGUGCUGGAGCCACUCUCGCUGCAGUCCGUGCCGGAGCAGCACGAAGAGGCAUCUGAGCUGAACCAGAACCAGAACCAGACCCAGACCCAGAGCCAAACCCAGAACCAGGCACAGGCACAGGAUCAGCAGGAGCCGGAGACAACGGUGAGCAGCGGAACAGGCAGUGAUGCCGCUACUGUUAACCCGAACCGUAGCGAACUUUAGACAGAUUUCCCCAUAAUAAACAGACUGCAAAUUUA